Molecule: messenger RNA, 4380 nt
Organism: Volvox carteri f. nagariensis
Lineage: Eukaryota; Viridiplantae; Chlorophyta; Chlorophyceae; Chlamydomonadales; Volvocaceae
Exons: 8
Coding region: 1-4380 (1459 amino acids)
Source: RefSeq, a predicted model, not a curated record
AUGCCACAACGCACAGCAGAAUAUGGCACUCUUUCUAGGGACCAAGACUGCCUGGCAGGAGCCCCGCUGGUGGCAGGCCUGUCGCACUCGGCGACCAUCCGCCUGGGCAGCGCCCCUUCAGUCAUCCUCCGCUCAGCCCCGGCGUUCUCGAACCCCCCUUCGAACCCCAUCGCCACCGCGACUGCGAACCCACGCGCGGCGACAUCCCUGGAGAGCAGCAAUGCCCCGACUGCCGCCAUAAACCAGUCGCGCCACCGUCACGACGGCGAGCGGCGUCAGCAGCUGCCUCCUCCUCGACCUCCGGUGAUGACGGUGAUGAGGGUGAUGACGGCUGUGGCGGCAGGAGGUAGUGGCGGAAUGGGAGGCGGCAUUGCGGCCGCUGAGACCCCGACCCCGGCGGCAGCGGUGGCGGUGGCGACGGCGCUAAAGAGCCGGCUUUUCGCAGCGUCGAGGUCAUCGACGGGGGGACCUGUAGCUGACGGGGCAUUGUCGCCGGCGGUAGCUGGUGAUGACGAUGGCGGGCGGCUGCCGCCGCGCUUGCUGUCGCCUCCGCCGCCUCCCCCGCACCGCCAGCGGUUUUACAGGUCCCCGGGAUUUGCUUCGGGGCGGUCCGAACCGACACGGGUUUGUCGUACUGUACGAGAAGCGGCACCCGGAGCCGCGAUCGGCGAGACGGUAGCAGCGGGAAGAGGGAUAGGGGGGGCGGAUGGGCAGCGCCCGGCUUCCGCCCAUCCUCCCCGCCAUCGUCGCUCGCAUCUACGGGGCCGUCCAGACCGAAACCACAAACAACGUCACCAGCAUCAACAACAGGAGCAGCGAAAACAAGAGGGUGCGGCCGCCCGAGUGCCGUACGGGCGCCAUAGCCGUACUUCUGUACAGAUACGACAGCAUGUGCAGAAUCAAGGGUCGCCGGGGGCUCCUGGGCGACGGCAGCGGCUGCAGUUUCGGUUGCGGCAGGAUGGAACGGAUGUUGGCGAGGGACGGGUUCCUGCCGGCGGCGGGACAGAGGCCGUAGCGCCGUCGGCUGCUGCAGCCGCUGCCGUCCCAGCAGCAACGGCGGCGUCACUGUUUCCCGCCGUACAUGAACCCGGACUUUCGCGGACUUCAUCGGAGCCGCCAACGGCGGAAGCGCCGCAGCUCACGGGGAAGUCGCUGGCGGCGGCGGCGGCGGCAGCGGCCCCGCCCAACGUACGACACUCGGAGACCCGCGCGUCCUCACUUUUUGAGGGGGCCCCCGUGCGACCUGGGAUUGAAGAUGCCGCUGCUGAGCGGGAAGGCAGAGCAGGGAAGGUGCACGAUUCGGGGGAGCCAUCGACGUCGUACGACAGCACUGUCGUACCGCUAGGACUGCAGAUGUCGGGGUGGCGGCGGCGGCGCCUUGUGGCGCUGUUUCCGGUGCCAAGGCCGCAUCGUAGAAAGCGGAGAGCCUUGGCUAGGGCCGCCGCCGCCGCAGCAGCAGCAGCGGCGGCGGCACCCGGCGGCGCCGGAAGCGGCGCCGGUGGCGGCGGCCUGGGUUUGCGGCGCGGUCGAGAACGCUUCAACUUUUCCUUCACGGUGUCUCGAACGUCCCACAUCCCCAUCGGCUUUGGUCGACUGGCGGCGGGGAUCCUCCCGCCGACGCCGACGCCGUACCAGCAUCCGUUGGCGGGAGAUGCCGUAUCGGCGUCGUCGUCGCCGCCGCUAGUGCGACCGCAAUCCUGUCCACAGCUCGAGGAGGUGACACCGCCAGCAGCGCCGCCGACUACGCCGUUGAGACCGGAAUGGCUGUCGAUUCCACUUCCCCCGGCCGCCGACGGCCCGUAUAUGGGCGACGGCAUCUUUUCCAAAUCGCCACUCCCACUAUCAACAUCCACAUCAACAUCAACAUCAGGAUCGUCAACAUCGGUGUCCCCGGUCCCCGCACAGCCGGGGGGUGGUCCCUGUCCCCCUCAGAGCGCUGCAGCCUCUCCUCGGGCCCCUCGGGGGGGGUUGACAGGGCGGCCGGAAGCGCCGGAAACAGCAGCGGCGGCGGCACCGAACAGUCCCACGAAUCAUGUUGCAGUAAGGCUUGAGAGUGCGGCGGCGGCAGCAGCAGCAGCAGCAGAGCAGUCAGAGCGGCGCGCACGGUUAAGAUCGGCCUCGGAAGAGAUGCCAUCGGCGGCGGCGGUGGCGGCGCUGCUACAGCCCGCGACGCCGCCGCCAUCAUCAUCGUCCUCGCUGCUCGCCGCGCCGUCGUUUGUGCUGUUCGUGGAGGAUGGGAAGAUGGUUCCGGAGCGGCAUCGUGUCGUAGUGUACCGGCUGUACGAUGGGCCCACGGGUCUUGAUUGGGUCUGGCGGCCCCUGGUGCGCGUCACCCCCGCCGGCUGCAUGGGAAAGGACCUCCUCGCUGUCGCAAUCCCAGCGGCGCCCAGUCCUGCCGUACAUGCUACUAUGGCUGGCUCUCAUGCUACUGCCGGUGCGGCGGCGCCGGCGGGCGGCGAGUCACGGGCGCCUGCCGCUGGCGCGACUGGGACUGCGGCCACCGCGGCGUCUCUGGAGUUCUACCUGGCGGCGACGCCACCGCCGGGAGUGCCGUCGGCUCCUGACGCCGCCGACAACGACAUGCCUCGGAACGGUGGCGGCGGCGCUGACAGGGUGGUUGAUACAUGGGCGCCGCCGCCGCCGCUGGCCGCGACGCACCGCUCCGAGUUCUUCCGGAGCGACGGCGGCAGUAGCAGACUCGUCCUGCUGCAGCCGACGGCGCAUUGGCAGUUGCACCGAAACCAACGAGGUGAAACAACGGCCAACGACCAAUCCCAACAGAUAAACAUACGGCAGCAGCAGCAGAUGACGGCGACACCACAGCAGCAGCAGCAACGUGAAAAACGGCUGCAGGCCGCCGCCGCCGCCGCCGGCGGCGGCGGAAGCGUUCAUAGUAACGGCGGCGCCGAUGAUGGUGGUAGCGGUGGUUCUACUGCCGCUGCUACUGCUUCCGUACAUUCCGUACUGGCGGCUCAACCAAUCUUACGUCACGAUAUAGCCCUGGUGGUAGAUGCGAGCAGCCUCUUGGGUACGGCUGUGGGCUCCCGCGGGCGGGGCUACGAGCGGUCGGCGCUGCAGCUGCGGCUGCUGUGGGAGGGCAGUCUGCGGGUUCGCGGCGGGUUGCUGGUACUGGCCACUAGCAGGACGUUGAGGUCGUUGGAGCUGGACUGGCGCGACAAGCAGGCUUUCCUACCACAGCCCGACGUGAUGUUGCUGGCGCUCGGGACGCAAGUGGCGUACCGUUUAGGGGUAACGCCUGCGGCGGCGGCGGCGGCGGCGACGCGGCGGCGGCGGCGGGGGCGGGGAGUACGUGCGUCGUGUGGUGACGCAGGCGACAGCGAGUGUGCGGUCGCCGCCGGUUGGCAGUUGGACGAGCAAUGGUCCGAGCAUCUGGACAUGUCGUACGAUGCAGCCGCUGUGCGGCGCGCGGUCGAUUGUGUCGUACGGCAGUACGACGGGGUGAAGAUUGCGGCGGCGACGUUGGUGGCGGCUCUGCCGUCGUCUCGUGCGGAUGUGACGGCUUUGCGCCAUGUCUCCAACCAACAACAGGUUUGUACGGCGGAUACGACAGCAGCGCCACAGGUACUUCCAUACCGGCACAGUUGUACGGCCUCUGCUGGCCGUCCUGCCGUGUCGUACGGGCUUGACAGGCUUCAGACCCGUCAUGUGGUCUGCUUAGAAUUACACAGCUCUUUGGUUGCGCACGUGGUGUACGACAUUCGUAAACGGCUUCUCAAUACAACGGCAGCAGCGGUCGCCGCCGCCGCCGUCAGCCCUGUUGGCUCCGAAGCCGCUGUAGGAGGGCUGCAGGCGGACACGGAGGUGACGGAGGCGCCGCCGCUAACCAACGGCGCUGCUAGCGGCGGCGGCGACGCUGCUGCUGCCGCCGCCACCUUAGGGGUGAGGUUUGAGGUACAGCCCCGCGGGUCACGCGGCGAGUGGUGUACGUUGUAUGUACUGCCGGCGGGGGCGGGAAAGGCCGCCGCGCUGCGUUACGUGAUGCGCCGCUUUGGCAUCGACGGCGCCGCGACGGUGGCGGUGGGAGACACAGAUCGUGACGCGGAGCUGCUGGCGGCGGCGGGGGGCGCCGCUGUGGUCGCGGCAGUCCGGCCACCAGCGGCACUCCGGCAGCUGCUGACGGCGGCGGACGGUACGACAGCGACGCCGCCGCUGACGUCCUCAGGAGCGGCAGCGCCCGCAAGCGGCAACUGUUGCCGCCAGCACCAAGCUACUGCCGGAGGAUGGGAACCCGCCGCCGCCGCCGGCAGUACGAACUCUGGCGGCGGCAGUAGCAGCGGCAGCAGGAGCGUCGUCGUACACGUCGCCCGGCGGGGUCCCGACGGCAUCCUGGAGGGUCUGCGAUUGCUGGAGCUGUUUUAG